UUUUCUCUGCCUGAAUGAGGAAGUCCGGAGGGGUGGGCGCGACACCGUAUAUAAUCGCGCGCCUGCUCUUCCUCCUGCUUCACUACCCGGUCCCUGCAAGCCGCUCAGUCUAUAGGUGUUUAUAGUCAAAUCAGUGCUGUAGAACCAUGGCGUGGGAUGGCUAUAUAACCAACCUGAUGGCGGGAUCACCUCCCUUUGUGCAAGAGGCAGCGAUCUGUGGUUCUGAGGCGGGGAAGGAGUCGGUCUGGGCAGCAACACCUGGAGGUCAACUGGCUGGUGUGACGGUUGCAGAGAUCAAGGCGAUGAUGUCAACGGAUCGUUCUCCUCUCUUCGCCAGUGGUCUUCAUCUCGGUGGGAACAAGUGUACUGUCCUGAGAGAUAAUCUCCACACUGAUGAGGACAACACUUUAGAUGUUAAGAUGAGGCCCACUGCUACUGAUCCCCUCUCCUACAGCAUCACCAUCGCAAAGACUGUCCAGACUCUGAUCAUUGUUAAAGGGAUGAAGGACAUUCCUGGAGGAAAGAUCAACAUAAAGGCCUCCGACAUGAAACAAUACCUGAGGAAGAAUGGCUACUAACGCUUGACCCCUGACCCCGACACUCCCCUUAGAUGCUGGUCUUGGUUCAGUUUAGCAUUCCCCCACUAAUGGUUAAGGUUAGGAUUGGGGGAAGCUCAUCUGUGCCUAGUGGAAAUGUCAUCCCAGCAGCCUCAGUGCCUUGUUGUUUUUGAUGAUGAUGAUAUGCAAAUGAUCAAACAUGUGAAAUUAUCAUAGUGGCAAAUAAACAGAUUUAUUCUAAGAAAAUA
Molecule: messenger RNA, 805 nt
Organism: Oncorhynchus masou masou (cherry salmon)
Lineage: Eukaryota; Metazoa; Chordata; Actinopteri; Salmoniformes; Salmonidae
Gene: pfn1
Product: profilin 1
Exons: 4
Coding region: 147-578 (143 amino acids)
Biological process (GO): regulation of actin filament polymerization; actin cytoskeleton organization; positive regulation of actin filament bundle assembly
Cellular component (GO): cytoplasm
Molecular function (GO): actin binding
Source: RefSeq, a predicted model, not a curated record